Molecule: messenger RNA, 447 nt
Organism: Ogataea haglerorum
Lineage: Eukaryota; Fungi; Ascomycota; Pichiomycetes; Pichiales; Pichiaceae
Exons: 1
Coding region: 1-447 (148 amino acids)
Biological process (GO): phosphorelay signal transduction system; phosphorylation
Cellular component (GO): nucleus; cytoplasm
Molecular function (GO): protein histidine kinase binding; histidine phosphotransfer kinase activity
Source: RefSeq, a predicted model, not a curated record
AUGUCCGUUACUCAGGAAACACUCGAAAGUUCUGAGUUGAUCAACUGGACGAUUUUCCAGGAACUUUUGCUCAUGGACGAAGACGAGGAAGGCUUUGCCCUUUCGUUGGUUCAAACGUUUGUGGAUCAGGCGUCGGGCAUUUUCAAGGAAAUUGAGGCCCUUAUUCAAAAACAGGAUCCGUCCGAGGACGAUCUCAAACGUCUUGCGUCGCUGGGCCACUAUUUGAAAGGUUCAGCCGCAGCUCUGGGAUUACAUAUAGUGCAACAGGAGUGCGAGAGAAUUCAGAACUACGGCAACAAGAUCAAUUUGGACGACUAUGAGCCAGCGACUAAGGCCAGCACAGUAAACGAUUGGAUCGAUUGUAUUCAGGCCGCAUUUAAGAAUGCGCUAGAUAACUAUGAAAAGAGCAAGGAGCUGUUGAGUGGGUUUUUCGGUGAGCAGCUAUGA